This is a messenger RNA of Pseudonaja textilis, 1020 nucleotides long. The record is from RefSeq and is a predicted model, not a curated record. Lineage: Eukaryota; Metazoa; Chordata; Lepidosauria; Squamata; Elapidae.
CCGCCUCCGCCGCCUCUUCCUCCGGUGGCGGCGGCGGCGGCGGCGGGAGCGACGGCCGGAGCAUCCCCUUCCCCGGCGGCGGCGGCCAGCGGGGCGCCUCCUGCCGCUGCUCCGGUUCCGCCGCCGGCAGCAGCAGCAGCAGCCGCCGCCGUGGCAGUGGCCGGGACCCCUCCUGCUGCUGCCGCCGCCGCUGCGGUGCCACCGCCGCCUCACCCCGCCGGCAUCAGGGCUCUGCAGGCCCCGCCGCCCCAACAAAUCCCCCGGGGUCCUGUACAGCAGCCCCUGGAGGAUCGGAUCUUCACUCCCACCGUCUCGGCUGUGUACAGCACGGUUACGCAGGUGGCCAGACAGCCGGGCCCUCCUGCCCCCUCCCCUUACUCUGCUCAUGAAAUAAACAAGGGGCAUCCGGCCCUUGCCGCCACACCCCCCGGACAUGCCUCCUCCCCUGGACUCACUCAGCAGCCAGGAGGGAGGAGGGACAGAAGCUUCCCACCCCACCCAAGAGCCAGCAGUCUUUUUGAAGAUCCAAGGGAACUGGUGCAAAGGAUUCUGGGAUGUGGGAUGGCUCCAUACCCCGCGGGACAGAACGCAGCGCCCACCACGCUGGUGUACCCCCAGGCCCCUCAGGCGAUGAGCACGCAGCCUCAGACCCGCUCUCCGUUUGCAGCCGGGCCUCGACCUGCCCACCACCAGUUUUUCCAGAGGCCUCAAAUCCAGCCCCCUCGAGCUACGAUCCAGAACAGCAGCCCCUCCCUCCGCCCAGGCGCACAAACCCCUACGGCUGUCUAUCAGGCCAAUCAGCACAUCAUGAUGGUCAACCACCUCCCGAUGCCCUAUCCGAUGCCUCAGGGGCCCCAGUACUGUAUUCCACAGUAUCGGCACAGCGGUUCUCCUUACGUGGGCCCCCCGCAGCAGUAUCCUGUUCAGCCCCCAGGGCCUGGCCCCUUUUAUCCAGGACCGGGGCCUGGAGAAUUCCCCAACGCCUAUGGUAAGACGUUCCCUUAGCGAAAUAGGCUCUCU